AUGACUGCCGAGAGCGGGCCGCCGCCGCCGCCACAACCGGAGGCACUGGCGGCCGUGAAAGAGGAGCGAGGCGAGGCGGCUGCGGGAACCGGGAUCCCGGCGGAGGGCGCGGGCCGCGGUGCGGGUGGGCGACGGCGCAAGCGCCCCCUGCAGCGCGGGAAGCCUCCCUACAGCUACAUCGCACUCAUAGCCAUGGCCAUCGCGCACGCGCCCGAGCGCCGCCUCACGCUGGGUGGCAUCUACAAGUUCAUCACCGAACGCUUCCCCUUCUACCGCGACAACCCCAAGAAAUGGCAGAACAGCAUCCGCCACAACCUGACACUCAACGACUGUUUCCUCAAGAUCCCACGCGAGGCCGGCCGCCCUGGCAAGGGCAACUACUGGGCGCUCGACCCUAACGCCGAAGACAUGUUCGAAAGCGGCAGCUUUCUACGCCGCCGCAAGCGCUUCAAGCGCUCGGACCUCUCCACCUACCCCGCUUACAUGCACGACGCAGCGGCCGCCGCAGCAGCAGCAGCCGCCGCCGCCGCCGCCAUCUUCCCGGGCGCAGUGCCCACUGCGCGUCCGCCUUACCCGGGCGCUGUCUACGCGGGCUAUGCGCCCCCGCCACUUGCCGCGCCGCCCCCGGUCUACUACCCGGCGGCGUCUCCGGGCCCGUGCCGCGUCUUCGGCCUGAUGCCCGAGCGGCCACUCAGCCCCGAACUCGGUCCCGCGCCGUCGGGGUCCGCCGGGUCGUGCGCUUUUGCCUCGGCUGGAGGCCCCGCCACGACCACCGGCUAUCAGCCCGCAGGUUGCGCUGGGACUCGACAGACCAACCCUUCGGCCUACGCGGCCGCCUACGCCGGCCCUGACGGCGCGUACCCGCAGGGUGCGGGCAGCGCGCUCUUCGCCGCAACCACCCGCCUGUCGGGGCCCGGCUCGCCCCCCGCGGGUGGCGGCGGCGGAGGCGUCGAGGCUGCGGUGGACUUCUAUGGGCGCACAUCACCUGCCCAGUUCGGGGCUCUAGGUCCCUGCUACAACCCUGGAGGGCAGCUGGGCGCCGGCAGUGGAGGCUCCUACCACGCUCGGCAUACAGCCGCCUAUCCUGGCGGGGUGGAUCGGUUCGUGUCCGCCAUGUGA
This is a messenger RNA of Chrysochloris asiatica (Cape golden mole), 1119 nucleotides long. RefSeq names its product forkhead box E1 (thyroid transcription factor 2) (gene FOXE1). The record is from RefSeq and is a predicted model, not a curated record. The transcript has a single exon. Gene Ontology annotation, molecular function: DNA-binding transcription factor activity, RNA polymerase II-specific; RNA polymerase II cis-regulatory region sequence-specific DNA binding. Bases 1 to 1119 code for a protein of 372 amino acids. Lineage: Eukaryota; Metazoa; Chordata; Mammalia; Afrosoricida; Chrysochloridae. Gene Ontology annotation, biological process: regulation of transcription by RNA polymerase II; cell differentiation; anatomical structure morphogenesis.